CUUUCUCUCUCGGACGAAAUGGAAAUCAGAAAGCUCUCUCUCUCUCGCAUGGUGGAUUGUGGGGUCCUCUCUGUGCGCUGAAACAGUGAAGUUCUUCUUUUGCCUUGCCGUAAUCAUUUCCGGUGAUCUUCUCUAAAGCCCUGCGGAGAAGCUUGUGGGAUACCAGAGCUAUGAGCGAUAAUGUCGCUUUUCUUUAAAGACGCGGAUCCAGUGUUUCAAGGCGCCGGGACCAACGCUGGGCUGGAAAUCUGGUGUAUUGAGAGCCUCCGAGUAGUUCCUGUUCCAAAAUCUUCACAUGGGAAGUUUUACUCUGGAAGUGCUUACAUAGUUUUGAACACAACUGUGCCAAAAUGUGGAAUUCCCCGGCAUGAAGUGCAUUACUGGGUGGGAGAAAAUGCAAAUAAGGUUGAUUCAGCUUUGGCAUCAGACAAAGCACUGGAACUAGAUGCGGCUCUAGGUUCCUGUACUGUUCAAUACAGGGAAGUUGGUGGGCAAGAAACGGAGAAAUUUUUAUCAUAUUUUAAACCAUGUAUUAUUCCUUUAGAAGGAGUGUACUGCCCACAGCCUCAGCACCUCAAAGAUAAAACAUACAGAAUCAGACUUCUGACCUGCAAGGGAGACCGGGCUGUUCAUGUUAAGGAAGUUCCCUUUUCUCGGUCAUCAUUAAAUCACAACGAUGUAUUCAUCCUUGACACUGCAUCAAAAGUUUUUCUUUUUAGUGGAUGCUUUUCUACCAUACAAGAAAGGGCUAAAGCGUUGGAUGUUGCUCAGUAUAUUAAAGAGAAUAAUCAUAGUGGAAGCUGUGACUUAGUAACUAUAGAUGAUGGGAAAUUUGUGGGUGAUUCCGAUGUUGGAGAGUUUUGGAGCUUCUUUGGUGGUUAUGCACCCAUUCCUCGGGAUGUUCCUUCUGAUCAGAAAUCAACCGAUUCUUCUAUUAUACUAUUUUGGAUAAACACUCAAGGGAAAUUUUAUCAGAAAGGAUCUGAUGUUUUGAAUAAAGAGAUGCUUGAGACAGACAAAUGCUAUAUGCUGGAUUGUGAUUCACAGAUAUUUGUUUGGAUGGGGAAACAUACCUCAGUUACCGAACGCAAGACAUCCAUAGUAGCAGCAGAAGAUUUUGUUAGAAAGCAGGACAGGUCAACGGGGACUCACUUGACUUUCCUAACUGAAGGGUUAGAAACUGCUGCAUUUAAGGUCUGCUUUGAAGAUUGGCCCAAAACCGUGGAGCCAAAACUAUAUGAGGAAGGCCGAGGAAAAGUAGCAGCAAUUUUCAAGCAACAUGGCUAUGCUGUGAAGGAGAUUUCUGAACAAGACUUCAAGCCAUGCAUAAACAUGCAAGGCAGGAUCAAAGUUUGGCGGGUAGAUGGUGAUAGGAUUACCCUUCUUCCAGAGGCAGAACAGAGAAAACUUUUCACCGGGGAUUGCUAUAUCGUGCAAUAUACAUAUCCUGGAAGAGGUAGGGACGAGAAUAUACUUUAUUCCUGGCUGGGUCGAAGGAGUGUUAUGGAGGACAGAAGAGAAGCCAUAACCCAUUUGAACACCAUUGACAAUUUAACCAAAGGGGGUUCGGUUGUGGCUCAAGUAAUUCAGGAUAAGGAGCCAGAUCUAUUUUUCUUUAUUUUCGAGACAUUAAUUAUUUUUAAGGGAGGCAAGAGUACACAAUACAAACAGCAUCUAGAAGAGGAAGGUACUGACGAUAAUACAUAUGACGAAAGCAAAAAUGCACUUUUCCGAAUUCAAGGGACAGGCUUGAAUAAUAUGCAGGCAAUCCAAGUUGAUCUAGUUUCAGGUUCCCUAAAUUCAUCCUACUGUUACGUCCUUCAAACUGGAACAUGCAUCUUCGCUUGGAUUGGCAGUCUCUCUUCGACCAGAGACCAUGAAAUUCUAGACAGGAUGAUGGAAAGAAUAAAUCCAACAUGGCAACCCGUAUCAGUCAGGGAAGGGAGUGAACCUGAUUUAUUCUGGGAAGCACUUGGUGGAAAGUCAGAGUAUCAAAAGGGAAAAGAGGCCAAAGGACCCAUUGAAGAUCCACAAUUAUUUGUCUUGAACAUCAGUGAAGGUGAUUUCAAGGUCAAGGAGAUAUACAAUUUUGCCCAAGAUGAUCUAACUACUGAAGAUGUUUUGGUCCUUAAUUGCCACAAUGAGAUUUAUCUUUGGCUUGGCUGCCUCUCAAAUGUUGAGGGGAAGGAACAAGCAUUCGACCUCGCACAUAAAUUUCUGGAGAAACAUGCUUCGGAUGAAGGAAUUUCUCUUGAGACCCCCAUUUAUGUUGUCACUGAAGGUCAGGAGCCACCACUUUUCACCCAGUUUUUUCAGUGGGAUAUCUCAAAGGAAAAUAUGCACGGUAAUUCGUUUGAGAGAAAGCUUGCUGUUUUGAAAGGAAAAUUACAGAAUCUUGAUUCACCUGUAAGAAAAUCAUGGAGAUCACUCUCAAGGGAGACUACACCAGAUGGAUCAAGACGCAGUUCUUUAAGUCCCUAUCAGCACGACAGAAGUCUAUCUCCUGCCUUCAGAAGUUCAGGGCCGCAUUUAAAUUCUCCAAACAGAAAUCGAUUCUCCAGUUCAUCGCCAACUGUCAGAAAGCUUGAUUUGAUUUCUCCUAGAAGUGCUGGUAAGGGGAGGGAGCUUGAUUUGACUUCUCCUAGAAGUGCUGGUAAGGGUGGGGAGCUUGAUUUGACUUCUCCGAGAAGUGCUGGUAAGGGGAGGGAGCUUGAUUUGACUUCUCCUAGAAGUGCAGGUUUCGUGAGAACAGGAUCAUUAUCACCGCUUUCUAGUAAGAGUAGCGAUAUCUUUCAGAAUAAUGAGAAUGUGGAUGCUGAAAACCUAUCAACAUACCCUUAUGAACGGCUGACCGUGGCAUCCAAGGACCCAAUUAGGGACAUAGAUGUGACCAAACGAGAGGCAUAUUUAAGCGAAGAAGAGUUUGAAGGGAAAUUUGGGAUGCCAAAAACAGUAUUUUACAAGCUUGCAAAGUGGAAACAAAACAAGUUCAAGAUGACCCAUGAUCUUUUUUAAUGAAACUUGAAGUGAUAACUCUCUCAUGAUAUCCUUUUACCCUUCAUCACGGGUAGAUUCUCAUCUUUUACUUCUAAUCCACGUUUUUCCUUUUCAUUUAUAUUGCUAAUUGUUUCCUGUCAAUUAAUGUGGUUGCUGUUGAUCUCUUUGAUGCCUUGAUGCCUUGAUGCUGCUUCUUGUUAGUACUUCACCUUAAUGUCACGUUUGAAUCAAUUUGCAGUCUACUUGCAAAUGAUCAAAAUGAUGACUUCUGAUUAUUCUGAUGGUUUUUCAUUUGUAAAAUUUGUGUAUGGAAUCGAAAACUAUAUGCUCGUAAAAAUCACAUCAAUUGAAGAAUUCUGACUUGUCAUGACAGUAUGCAUUUUACAUCUUAAGCUCA
This is a messenger RNA of Cucurbita pepo subsp. pepo (vegetable marrow), 3394 nucleotides long. NCBI's taxonomy places the organism in Eukaryota, Viridiplantae, Streptophyta, Magnoliopsida, Cucurbitales, Cucurbitaceae. The record is from RefSeq and is a predicted model, not a curated record.